This is a messenger RNA of Procambarus clarkii (red swamp crayfish), 636 nucleotides long. NCBI's taxonomy places the organism in Eukaryota, Metazoa, Arthropoda, Malacostraca, Decapoda, Cambaridae. The record is from RefSeq and is a predicted model, not a curated record.
AUGACCACACAGCUAGAGCCUGUUCCACUGGAUGACUACCAUGUUAAUGUGACCACACAGCCAUUAAAUGUUUCACUGGAUGACUACCAUGUUAAUGUAACCACACAUCCAGGAAAUGUUCCACUGGUUGACUACCAUAUUAAUGCAACCAGACUGCUAGGUCCUGUUCCACUGGAUGGCUACCUUGUUAAAGUGACCACACUGCCAGGAAAUCCAGGAAAAGUUCCACUGGUUGACUACCAUGUUAAUGUAACCACACAGCUAGGAAAUGUUCCACUGGUUGACUUCCAUGUUAAAGUGAUCACACAGAUAGGGCCGGUUCCACUGGAUGACUACAAUGUUAAUGUAACCACCCAGCCUGCAAAUGUUCCACUGGAUGACUACUUUGUUAAAGUAACCACACAGCCAGCAAAAGGUCCACUGGAUGACUACCAUGUUAAUGCCACAACACAGCUAGGAAAUCUUCCAUUGGAUGACGACCAUGUUAAGGUGACCACACAGCCAGGAAAUUUUCCACUGGAUGACUACCAUUUUAAUGUGACCAAACAGCCAGAGAAUGUUCCAUUGGAUGACUACCAUGUUAAUGUAACCACACAGCGAGGAAUGUUCCACUGGAUGACUACCUUGGUCAUAUGA